Anguilla anguilla (European eel) is the source of this 1503-nucleotide messenger RNA. Its product is annotated as olfactory receptor 52B2-like. Gene Ontology annotation, molecular function: olfactory receptor activity; G protein-coupled receptor activity. Lineage: Eukaryota; Metazoa; Chordata; Actinopteri; Anguilliformes; Anguillidae. The transcript has 2 exons. Gene Ontology annotation, biological process: G protein-coupled receptor signaling pathway. The record is from RefSeq and is a predicted model, not a curated record. Bases 16 to 972 code for a protein of 318 amino acids. Gene Ontology annotation, cellular component: membrane.
AGGAAGACAUCAGCCAUGGAAACCGAAGCUGUCAGAAUGAACCAGUCCUCUUGGAACGUGACGUUGAUGUUCACCGCAUACGGAUCCCAUCCGCUCAAUUACCUCUUCUUCACACUCACUCUUUUUCUCUACCUGCUCUCCGUUUUCUCAAACGUUUUUCUGAUGCUGGUCAUCCGUGUUGAAUCCAGCCUGCACAAGCCCAUGUACAUCCUCCUCUUCAACCUGGCGGUGAACGGACUGAUAGGGAGCUCGGCCGUCUGGCCGAAGAUCAUGGACAUUCUGUACUCGGGCAUGCAGGAGAUCUCCCAGCGGGCCUGCCUGCUGCAGGUGUUCUGGGUCAACGUCUACGCCACGGGCGCCUACACCACCCUGACCGCGAUGGCCUACGACCGCUACGUCUCCAUCUGCAAGCCGCUGCAGUACCACAGCAUCAUGACGGGCGGGAGAGUGAGGCAGCUCUUGGUCCUGGUGAACGCCACGCCCGUCUGCGCCACAGCCCUACAGAUAUACCUGACGUCCCGGCUGCCGCUCUGCAGGUACACCAUCGACAAGAUGUUCUGCGACAACCUGACGGUCGUCAACCUGGCGUGCGUGAGCAGCGCUGUCAUCAACGCGUACGGCCUGUGCGUCAUCAUAGGCCUGAUCCUCCUCCCCAUAAUCAUCGUGCUGGUCUCUUACGCCAUGAUAUUGACCGUGAGCUUAAAGAACUCGAAGGAGGCUCAGAUGAAAGCUCUGAGCACGUGCAGUCCUCAUUUGAUCACCUUCAUCAAUUUCUCCCUGGCGUCUCUGUUCAACGUCAUCUACAACCGAAUUCACACCACCCGGCCGUCCGGGAUUAACGUAUUUCUGUCGCUGCACUUCGUCAUGGUGCCUCCUCUGCUGCACCCAAUAGUGUACGGGAUACGGACUCAGGAGAUCAGGAGAUCGAUCGCGAGAAUGAUGAGGAAGAAAGGUUUCGGCAUGGUGGUGUGAGGUUAAACAAAUGUUCGCUCUCAGCCGUGGGAGGGAGACCUGAGUCAGCUGUGUGUUUGGAAUACUUGAAAAGUGUUUAGGUGACGGUCAAAUGCGGAGUUUUCAUCAAAACAUGCUAGUAAGCCAAAACAUGUAAUCGUUAUAGGCAUGCACUUUGCUUUGGAUAUAAGCGUCGGCCAAAUAAAUGUAAUGUAAUGUAAUGUAAUAUUAAAGAAGAAUUUUGUAAUGAAUAUCGGUGAAAAUGUAUGCUAGAAAAAGACAAACAGUAUUUCUGUCCAGAGUCAAUAUGAAAACCAGUGCAUAGAAGAGGCUGUACUGGUGGAUGACACAUCUGGUUUCUGGGCUGUAAUGUAUGAAAUAUAUCACCCAGGAUAUUGAUGUUUCAUAAACAAUAUUUCAUAAAGAAUGAAAAAAAGAAUAAAGUCUUGUUGAUUUUAUAUGCUCAUAGGCAGAGUGACUGAAGAAAUAUGCAUGUACGUGCAUGCAUGUGUGUGUGAGAUAGACAGACACAUAGAAAGAGAGAGAGAGAGA